AUGGCGGAAAAGAAAAACGAAUUUCCACCGGGCGUGGAGGCAAAAAGGCGUUUGCUGGCCUUUGAUACAUGGGAGGACUAUUUAGAUUCACUCAUUGAAAUUGCUGAUUUGCGAAAUCUAAGGAGCAUCGACUCUGCAAGAACCGUAGCGGCUUUAGGUUAUAGAGCAAAUGGUGACACAUUAAAUGAAAAGGAGUUCUACACAAGUCGCGCUGUUAUACAUGCCAUUGUUUAUCCGGUGGUUCGGCCGUACGUGUUGGUUAGCGAGGGGGCAAAAAUUGACGACCCCUUCUUUAGGGAGCUUGCUGUCCGCGAACGAGCAAACAGAGUCGGGAUUUUACAGUCCGUUAUUUUCAUCCGGCAUUUCACCAAAGGCGGCUUUGAAAUAUCCGGCUACAUUGAUUACGCUCACCGCCUCAUAACGGAGGAUUGGGGUCCGUUUUUUAGGAGCAACAAAAUGCUUUGGCCAAAAGAUACCGAUUUGGGCUACUAUCAUUGGAGACAUGGCACUGUCAGAAGCAAUAUAAGUAGGAAUUAUAAGCCAGUAAUGGAUACAGAGAAAGGUCUUCUCUUCCAAAACAGGCACGAUCACAAGAUCAUUUGCCCCGACCCGCACCAGGAGCCUGGUCAAAACACUACAAAGCAGAGGGUGUAUUCAAAACGCUACACCCAAGUCGAAAUAUACGAUCAUGUCGUCAGAAGAAAGACUUGAGCAAUGUAAUUUAAUAUCAAAAGGCCAAAUAUUUUUUA
Molecule: messenger RNA, 749 nt
Organism: Pararge aegeria (speckled wood butterfly)
Lineage: Eukaryota; Metazoa; Arthropoda; Insecta; Lepidoptera; Nymphalidae
Product: cilia- and flagella-associated protein 299-like
Exons: 4
Coding region: 1-711 (236 amino acids)
Source: RefSeq, a predicted model, not a curated record